CUCUCGAGCACCGAGCGAAUGAGGAAUAGCGAGUGAGCUGCGCGAGCGACUCUACAUCGUAUAUAUCCAUUAUACCUUUUACGCAGCCGAGAAGAUUUUGUUGUAUACGCGAAAACCCGCAGCAGUGCUCCGUUUUAAUAAAAAAACAAAAAGUGGAGGAUAACACACACAGUGGAGGAUAACACACACAUAUAUUUUCGGACUCGACGAGUGCAUCGAACUCCGUGUCUUUCUGUGUCUGUGCGGUGUGCAUACGGUGCACACAUGUAUACCACGUAAUACACGAUCGAGCGUAGCAGCCGACGUUUAUGACUAUAUAUACGCUACGUACGGCGCGCGCGUGCGUGCGGAAGACAUCGGCGCAUCAUCGGCAUCGACAACAACAAAAGUGUACACAUAUAUCGCACAUCGCGUCGUUCAUCGUCGUAAUAAAAAGAAAAAUUAAAAGUCCACCGCGGCGACAUGUCGGGCGAGCAGCCGCCGACGAUAGACAACGAGCACUGCGCUUUGCUCGAGUUCACCGGGGGCGAGCUCAAAGUCGGCUACCUGGCCUGGAUCACCUGCCGCAGUGCCACAACGACGACGACAACAACAUCGGCUUGUAGAAGCAGCAGUAGCAGCCGGACUAGCAGCGAGUCGUCGUCGUCGUCGUCGUCGUCGUCGUGGCUCGACCGAGCGAUCGAGAAGAGGGAGAUCGUGAGGGUCAAGUGGCCGGUGGACUGCCAGGUCGAGUCGGCCAAGAGGAUGCGGACGCUGAGCAAGAGAUGCGACUGGCAGUACAGGACCGCGAGGAUAAUCGAUCACGGUGAGUGGACGGCCAUGUGCGAGAGACGACGCAAUUACCGCAAGUUCAAUCAGCUCGACCUCGACAAGAACGAGAGAAAGAACAGGAAGAGAAAAUUCACGUCGCUGGCCAGCAACAGCAUCGGCCGAGCCGCGCCUCCCGAACAAGUUACUCAGCAGCAGCAGCAACGCGUCGUUAUCGAUAAGGACAAGGAGGAGAGUCUGCUGCGCGUCGUGAGAUCGAUGCUGCCCCCGGAGUGCCGCGCGGACUUCGAUCGUCUCGCCGCGGCGUACGGCAGGCCGGAGCUCUCGCAGCCCUGCUGCGAACGCAUCCUGCUGCGCAGGGUCAACGAGAAGAACGUAUUUCUCAAGCUCAAUUUCAAGUCCAACUUCCGCUGCGACAUGUGCGAGCGCAGCUACUCGCGCAAGCACGACCUGCUCAGGCACGUGAUCAAGGUGCACGCGAGUUAGCGUUGGGAUGAAAAAAAAGAAAAAAAAAAUUAUAUAUAUAUAAUCAUGUUUCGGGGCUCUCUCGACCUCUAUCUAUCUCGUGUAAUAAUGUUAUAAUAGUUGAAAAUAAUCAAUGAACGAUCGUCGGUCGGUUGAGGCUGGUACUUUACCGACGCUAUAUAACGAUACAAUAAAAAAGCAAAAAUAUAUCACA
Messenger RNA from Trichogramma pretiosum, 1447 nucleotides. RefSeq lists its product as uncharacterized. The record is from RefSeq and is a predicted model, not a curated record. Bases 463 to 1254 code for a protein of 263 amino acids. The transcript is spliced from 4 exons. NCBI's taxonomy places the organism in Eukaryota, Metazoa, Arthropoda, Insecta, Hymenoptera, Trichogrammatidae.